AUGGCCCGCACUAAGCAGACCGCUCGCAAGUCCACUGGUGGCAAGGCUCCUCGCAAGCAGCUUGCUUCCAAGGCUGCCCGCAAGUCGGCCCCGUCGACCGGCGGUGUCAAGAAGCCUCACCGUUACAAGCCCGGUACCGUCGCUCUCCGUGAGAUUCGUCGCUACCAGAAGUCGACUGAGCUCCUCAUCCGCAAGCUCCCCUUCCAGCGCCUGGUUCGCGAAAUCGCUCAGGACUUCAAGUCCGACCUCCGUUUCCAGAGCUCCGCCAUUGGCGCCCUCCAGGAGUCCGUUGAGUCUUACCUCGUCUCCCUCUUCGAGGACACCAACCUGUGCGCCAUCCACGCCAAGCGUGUCACCAUCCAGUCGAAGGACAUCCAGCUCGCUCGUCGUCUCCGUGGUGAGCGCAACUAA
This is a messenger RNA of Chaetomium globosum CBS 148.51, 411 nucleotides long. Its product is annotated as histone H3. Gene Ontology annotation, cellular component: nucleosome. Gene Ontology annotation, biological process: rRNA transcription. The transcript has 3 exons. The record is from RefSeq and is a predicted model, not a curated record. NCBI's taxonomy places the organism in Eukaryota, Fungi, Ascomycota, Sordariomycetes, Sordariales, Chaetomiaceae. Gene Ontology annotation, molecular function: DNA binding; protein heterodimerization activity; structural constituent of chromatin. Bases 1 to 411 code for a protein of 136 amino acids.